Messenger RNA from Thunnus maccoyii (southern bluefin tuna), 1043 nucleotides. It is a transcript of the gene myl12.1, whose product is annotated as myosin, light chain 12, genome duplicate 1. Gene Ontology annotation, cellular component: cytoplasm. Gene Ontology annotation, molecular function: calcium ion binding. Bases 125 to 643 code for a protein of 172 amino acids. The transcript has 4 exons. NCBI's taxonomy places the organism in Eukaryota, Metazoa, Chordata, Actinopteri, Scombriformes, Scombridae. The record is from RefSeq and is a predicted model, not a curated record.
GUUCCGGUUGUUCUGCACGGAACCAACAUUAUCAUCAGGAAGUGAAGGGCGGUGGUUGAGAAAAGAGCAGCGACGGGCUAGCUGAUAAGUUUCGGGUUGUCGUCAGAAACAAAACACAGUCAAGAUGUCAAGCAAAAGAGCAAAGGGAAAGACCACAAAGAAGCGCCCUCAGCGCGCCACCUCCAAUGUCUUCGCCAUGUUUGACCAGUCUCAGAUUCAGGAGUUCAAGGAGGCUUUCAACAUGAUCGACCAGAACCGUGAUGGCUUCGUUGACAAAGAGGACCUCCACGACAUGCUCGCCUCCCUGGGAAAAAACCCAACUGAUGAAUACCUGGAGGCCAUGAUGAUGGAAGCUCCUGGACCCAUUAACUUCACCAUGUUCCUCACCAUGUUUGGAGAGAAGCUCAAUGGCACAGACCCCGAAGAUGUGAUCAGAAAUGCAUUUGCUUGCUUUGAUGAAGAGGGGACAGGUUUCAUCCAGGAAGAUUACCUCAGAGAACUGCUCACAACAAUGGGUGACCGGUUUACAGACGAGGAGGUGGACGAGCUUUUCAGGGAGGCCCCCAUCGACAAGAAGAGUAACUUCAACUAUGUGGAGUUCACACGCAUCCUAAAGCACGGUGCCAAGGAUAAGGACGAUUAAAGAGCCAUACCAGCGUAUUCCUUUUCCCCCUUCUCUCCCUCUUUUGUCAGCUAGAUCACCGUGCUGCAUGUCUCAACUCUACAGUAUAAAACCCUGUUGUCAAGCAAACCAAAGCAAUAACUAUCCACUGUAUUUGAUGUGAACUUCCAGUUUUGCCAGACUUAAACAUCUCUAAUGGGAAGAAAAAUUUUAUAAGCGGUUGUCUAAUGUUUUUUUCUGUCAUGUAAAGAUGUGAAGUGGCAGCAUAUUGGAAGCUCUUAAGGGAUACGUCUUUGCAAUUAUCAUCAUGAUCGGGUUCAGCUGAAUUUUUACAUUUUAUAAUAUAAACUUUUUAAAUAAAGCCCUCUAUCAAGUUGUAGUUUGCUGACUGUUUCCCUUGCAUAAAUGACAACUGAAAUAA